Cylas formicarius (sweet potato weevil) is the source of this 1268-nucleotide messenger RNA. RefSeq lists its product as uncharacterized. The record is from RefSeq and is a predicted model, not a curated record. The coding region runs from base 28 to 1197 and encodes 389 amino acids. The transcript is spliced from 4 exons. Lineage: Eukaryota; Metazoa; Arthropoda; Insecta; Coleoptera; Brentidae.
UUUCGUACUAACAAUCGCUGCGUCAAGAUGAAAUCCCAAGUCGCUUUCGCGUUUGUCGCAUUCGUCGCCACCGUCAACGCUGGUGUGCUCGUCGGUCCUUCGGCGAAAAUCCUCCAAGGGCCCAGCAGUAAGACCACGGUAGUCGGACCCGACGGCAGCGCCAUUUCCGCCGUUGCUCCAGGUGGUCAAAUCGUCCACGAAGAUCAUCCAGGUGUUGUAGCUCACGCCGUUCCCUUUGUCGCCCACGCCGCUCCAGUAGCAGCACAUGCAGCUCCAGUUUUAGCUCAUGCUGCUCCAGUUGUUGCCCACGCUGCUCCAGUUGUAGCCCACGCUGCUCCAGUUGUAGCUCACGCAGCGGCAGUUGUAGCUCACGCUGGUGAAGCUGAUACUAUUGUAGCCGGACCUUCGGGUACUAUCGCUACUGGUAAAUCAGUAGUAGGGGGACACUUGGUCCACGCACCAGUAGUUGCCUACGGCAGUGACCUCCACGAGGGACAAUACGUCCACGAUCACAGCGAAAGUUUGUACGAUGACGGGUCUUACAAGCCUCAUCUUUACCAUCAAGGACGUCCCCGUCGUAUAAAAGAAUUGGACCAGAAGAUGGGCACAGUACGCUGUGUUCACCGACCCGAAAACAGACACACCAUGAACUCCGUCGUGAUCGUCCUUUUCGCCUGCUUAGCCGCUGCCAGUGCAGGCGUAGUGGUCGCACCAUCGACCAAAAUCGUCCAGGGACCUAGCACCAGGACUACAGUCGUAGGUCCGGACGGUAGUUCCAUCACAUCUUCGUCUCCAGGUGGUCAAAUUGUGCAGGAAGAAACCCCCGCUGUAGUAGCUCGUUCGGCACCUGUGUUGGCGGCAGCAGCUCCAGCCGUAGCAUACUCAGCUCCUGCAGUAGCUUAUUCCGCACCCGCGUUGGCUUAUUCGGCUCCGGUAGCCGCUCAUUCGGUCAUAUCCGGUUACCACGCCCCAUUGGUGUCCGCUUAUUCCGCCCCAAUAGUUCCAGCGUAUUCCACGUACUCAGCUCCGUUGGUAUCAGCGUAUUCGGCGCCGUUGUUGUCUAACGGAGUCGUUGCUCAGAAAAGUUUGGACACAGUCGUAUCCGGCCCGUCGGGUACUAUUACAACUAGCAAGACUGAAGCCGUGCCAGCAGUAGUAGCCGCCCCCCAGGUCUACGCAGCAGGAUACUACCUUUGAUGGGUUUAAUUUUGAUGUAACGUUGUAGGCAAAUAAAUGUUUCGACGAUGGCUUUAUGAUUUUCAUUUCGU